AUGGGUCUUCUAGCUUUGGGAACGGCUCUGGAUUGGCCAGAUGCCAAGCAACAAGCACAUCUCGUUCGCGCCUGGGGCAUUAAGCAACUACUCGAAAUAUGGAACAAGGCCAAGGGCAAGGAGCGCGACGCUAUGCUCUGGGGUGAUGAGAUCGAGUACUUGGUCGUCAACUACUCCAAAGAUGAUUCAAAGGUCCUGCUCUCCCUUCGCCAGGCCGAUAUUCUCAAGGCUUUGGCCGACAGCAAGACUCUCAAGGUAACAGGAGACUGUGCCCCUGGUACCGAGGCUAAUGGAGAUGCCGGGAACGUAACUCUUCCCGUUUUCCAUCCGGAAUUCGGAAGGUUCAUGCUUGAAGCCACCCCCGGAAAGCCAUGGGGCAUCGACUUCAAGGAUUUGUUGACCGUUGAGGCCGACAUGAAGUUGAGGAGGUGCAUUGCGAAGGACCACAUGCUUCCGAACGAGCAUCCCAUCACGCUCACCACCUUCCCCCGAAUCGGCAGCCCAGGAGGGUUCACUGAACCAUCCUAUCCCGUCUCCGGCCCCAAGCUGCGAUCGCAGUUUGUCCCCGACGAAAUCGCCAACCCUCACAUCCGCUUCCCUACCCUUGCUGCCAACAUCCGUUCGCGCCGCGGCCGGAAAGUCCAGGUCAAUGUUCCGGUUUUCAGAGACGAGAACACGCCGUGGCCAUGGAAGGACCCAACCGUCAACUAUGACCUGCACAACUGGCCCGAGGACGAUGAUGUCCGCAACGGUGCCGCUCCCGACAACUUCAUCCACAUGGAUGCCAUGGCUUUUGGCAUGGGCAGCUGUUGUCUGCAGAUUACCUUCCAGGCCAAAAACAUCACCGAAGGCCGGAAGAUGUACGACCAGUUGAGCCCUCUAGGCCCUAUCCUACUUGCGCUCACUGCGGCGACACCGGUGUACAAGGGCUUUCUCGCCGAUACCGAUGUCAGGUGGAACCAAAUCAGCAGGGCUGUGGACGACCGCACACCUGAGGAGAUGGGGGAGAAGCCUCUGAAGAACGAUAGAUGGCGGAUUCCCAAGUCGCGUUAUGCUUCAAACUCAACUUAUAUCUCUACCGAUUCCCGGUUGCGACCCGAGUACAUGGAUCCUAACCUCGUCAUCGACCCCGAGAUUAAGCAGCAGUUGCUCGACGGUGGCAUGGACGACCGUUUGGCUACCCACUUUGCCCAUCUUUUCAUCCGUGAUCCUAUCGUCAUCUUUAACGAGGAUCUCCAGGAGCUCGACCUGACCAAGACGGAUCACUUCGAGAACAUCCAGAGUACUAACUGGCAGCAUAUGCGCUUCAAGCCGCCUCCGGCUGACAACAGCAUUGGUUGGCGUGUGGAGUUCCGGCCGAUGGAGAUCCAAAUUACCGACUUUGAGAAUGCCGCCUUCUCCGUCUUCAUCGUCCUUAUUACCCGUGCCAUCCUCAGUUUUGAUCUCAAUUUCUACAUCCCCAUCGUGAAGGUGGACGAGAAUAUGGAGACUGCGCACGCCCGCAACGCCAAUCUCGAGAAGAAGUUCUGGUUCCGCAAGAACCCAUUCCCCGUCCGCACCACUCGCAGGGGCGGCAGCGGCUCCAGAUCGGCUUCCGGCGCCAGCACACCUAGUGGCGGACCAAGCAGACCCGCCACUCCGCCCCUGGGACCCGUCGAGGACGAAUACAGACUCAUGAGCGUCAACGAGGUCAUCAACGGCACCGCGUACGCCAAGGCGACUUCCAAGGAGGUGACCGAGGAUGCCGAGGAGGGCGAAGAGUUCCCCGGACUUAUUCCUCUGGUGGAAAGCUACCUCGACAGCGUCAACAUGGACGUCGCCACGCGCUGCGGCCUCGCCCGUUACCUCGAUCUCAUCCGCAAGCGCGCGAGCGGAGAGCUCUGGACGGCGGCCAAGUGGAUCCGUGAGUUCAUCGCGAAGCACCCCGAGUACAAGAAGGACAGCGUGGUCUCGGAAGAGGUCACCAAGGAUCUUGUCGGCGCCGUUAUCGCCAUCGGUGAGAGAGAGAAGCGUGGGCUGGGCAUUGAUGAUUUGAUCGGUCAGGUGCCGCAUCUGGAGAAGCUGUUUGGCACCUUCCUCAAGGGUAAGAGCCCUUGUGGCGGCGCUGGCCAGGCAGCUUUGGAACAGGAGUUGAAGGAUGACGACACCAAGGUGAACGGCGUGAAGAGGAAGUUUGAAGGGGAAGAGUAG
This is a messenger RNA of Sordaria macrospora k-hell, 2190 nucleotides long. NCBI's taxonomy places the organism in Eukaryota, Fungi, Ascomycota, Sordariomycetes, Sordariales, Sordariaceae. The record is from RefSeq and is a predicted model, not a curated record.